Messenger RNA from Lodderomyces beijingensis, 2082 nucleotides. NCBI's taxonomy places the organism in Eukaryota, Fungi, Ascomycota, Pichiomycetes, Serinales, Debaryomycetaceae. The record is from the annotation of a GenBank genome assembly.
AUGGAGUCAAAGAAUGUUCACUUCAUGACGGAAAAUGAGUUGGGUUCACUAAACUUGGAGACAAGCAAUGGGUCGUCCGGCAACAAUACAGUACACAGUGUGCACACCGGCAACUCAAUCGCGACUACCUCAUCAAGCUCGUCAAGCUCGUCGAGUUCAUCAUCAAGUGCAUCCUCGUUUCAUCGCUCGUAUCACCCACGAGAAUUAUGGGAGAAUUUCCGAGAUGGGUUCAAGUCAUUUGACUACACCACCUUGCCGCCCGUGUAUUUGGAGCAUUUCAAACAGCAAUCACAACAGCCUCAAAAGGAACAAGUCGAGGCGGUGUCUUCGUUACAGGAUCCCAACCGCAACACGACAUUCAACAGCAUUCAACGUUUACUAGAUCCAGAAACGGCAAGCAAGGAAGCGACGUUGCACCCUGCCCACCCUAACUUCGACUACUCCAAGUUUUCGCAAUUGGAAAGAGAUGCGCUCGUGACGGCAAUGAGCCCCUUGAGCAAAAGGUUGGGCACAAGACAUUUAACCUAUAUUUCACUCGGGGCAAGUAUCGGAACUGGACUAUUUAUAAGUAGUGGCACAUCACUACAGGCGGCGGGUCCGCUUGGCUUGUUGUUGACAUGGGCGUUUGUCGGCAGCUUGGUGUUUGCAACCAUGUCGGGUCUCAGCGAAUUGGCCACGGCUUUCCCCGUUAGCGGUGCAUUUGUGACUUUCCCUUCCUUGUUUAUUGAAAAAUCAGUGGGGUUUGCCAUUGCCUGGAAUUACGCGUUGCAAUGGCUUGUCACGAUGCCUUUGGAGUUGGUGGCGGCGUCCAUGUGUAUUCAAUACUGGAACCGACAUUUGCACCCUGCGAUUUUCGUUACCGUGUUUUACAUCGUGAUUGUUAUCAUCAACUUGUUUGGCAUUCGAGGUUACGGCGAGAUUGAGUGCGCCAUGAGUCUAAUCAAAGUGUUGGCCGUGGUGGGGUUCAAUAUCCUUGCCGUGAUCAUCGUGGCUGGCGGUGUCCCGGGGCAACCCUACAUUGGUGGCUCCAACUGGCAUGCGCCCAAGGGAGGCUUGUUCAACACAGUGGAGCCGUUUAAGCAAAUGUGUUUUAUCAUCUCGAGUGCCAGCUUUGCCUUUGCCGGGUUGGAGUUGUUUGCCUUGGGUGCCGCCGAGUCGUCAACGCCAAAAGUAUCCAUCAACAAGUCGCGCAAACAGAUUCUUUACCAGAUUGUCAUUUUCUAUUUGGUCAGCUUGGUCAUGAUCGGAUCCUUGGUUAGUUACAAGACGCCGCAAUUGGGCAUGUCGAGAGACGGAGGCAUUGGCAUCGACGUGAAUACUUCACCUUUUGUCAUUGCCAUUAAGAAUGCCCAUAUUAACGUGCUUCCUUCAAUAAUGAAUGCCGUGGUGAUCAUCACUGUGCUUUCAGUCGGCAAUGCCUCGGUAUAUGCUUCCACGAGAGUUCUUUCCGCGAUUGGCGCAUUAAGCCAAGGACCAUCAUUCCUCAGGUUCAUUGACCGUAAGGGCCGUCCCAUGGGUUGUCUCCUUGUGCAAUUUGCAUUUGGUCUCCUCGCGUAUCUCGUGUGCAUCCCGGGAGCCUCGACCACCGCUAGCAUCUUUGGCUGGCUCUUGAGUUUGAGCGGCUUGAGUGCGCUCUUUACGUAUCUAUCGAUAAACAUUUGUCACUUGAGAUUUGAGCGGGCGUUAAACUACCAAGCUAGGCCACCUAAGCGGGAAUUGCUAUACGUGUCGCCUCAGUGGUGUUCCUGGUAUGCGAUCGUGGCCACGUUGACGAUCUUGGUGUUGCAGUUUUGGGCCGCGUUGUGGCCACCGGGAAACCACGGCAGGGCCAACGCCACAAUUUUUUUCCAAAUCUAUCUUAGUUUGCCGGUUCUCCUAGUCAGUUAUGUGGGACACAAGGUCUAUGAGAAAGUGGUUAAUGGUGUACCGUUGACCAAGUUGUGGCUUUCUGUCGAUGAGAUUGAUGUCGACUCUGGUAGAAGACAAGUUGAUUUGGAAGUUGUUAAGCAGGAGAUUGCCGAGAGGAGUGAUUAUCUAGAGUCGAAGCCGUGGUGGUUCAGGCUCUAUCAUAUCUUUUGCUGA